Molecule: messenger RNA, 1307 nt
Organism: Drosophila suzukii
Lineage: Eukaryota; Metazoa; Arthropoda; Insecta; Diptera; Drosophilidae
Gene: Wwox
Product: WW domain-containing oxidoreductase
Molecular function (GO): protein binding
Source: RefSeq, a predicted model, not a curated record
AUGAUGUCCCUUCCCGACACGGACAGUGAGGAUGAGCUGCCACCCGGCUGGGAGGAGCGGGCCACCGAUGACGGCACAGUUUGCUAUGUGAACCAACAGGGCAAAACCUCACAGUGGACACACCCGCGGACAGGUCGCUCCAAGCGGAUUACGGGGGAGUUGCCCUUGGGCUGGGAGAAGUACUACGAUGAGCAGGGAAAGCGGUUCAUGUUCCUGAACAAGGAGACGCAGCAGCGAACGAAUGUGGAUCCUCGCCUGGCCUUCGCCGUGGAGGAGCCUACGCAGAAUGUGGCCCAGGUCCGCCAGAGAUUUGACUCCUGCUCCACCGCCCUGCAAGUCCUGCAUGGCAAGGAUUUGCACGGACGCACGGCCUUGAUUACGGGUGCCAAUUGCGGCAUUGGCUUCGAAACUGCCCGUUCGCUGGCUCAACAUGGUUGUGAGAUCAUCUUCGCCUGCCGAAACAGGACCUCCGCCGAGGCAGCCGUCGAAAGGAUUGCCCAGGAACGACCCGCAGCCCGUUCCCGCUGUCGAUUUGCCGCACUUGACCUCAGUUCCUUGCGAUCAGUCCAGCGAUUUGUCAGGGAAAUCAAGCAAAGCGUUAGCCACAUUGAUUAUCUCAUCCUGAACGCGGGCGUAUUUGCACUGCCCUACACAAAGACGGAGGAUGGUCUGGAAACCACAUUCCAAGUCUCGCACCUGUCCCAUUUCUACCUGACAUUGCAACUGGAGACGCUGUUUGAUUACAAAACACGGAUCGUUGUGCUGUCAUCCGAGUCGCACAGAUUUGCCAACUUGCCCGUGGAGAAUCUGGCGGUGCAUCAUCUCUCUCCGUCGCCUGAGAAAUACUGGAGCAUGAUGGCCUACAACAAUGCCAAGCUGUGCAAUGUCUUGUUCGCCCAGGAACUUGCCCAGCGCUGGAAGCAACGAGGAAUAUCUGUGUUCAGCGUGCAUCCGGGCAAUAUGGUAUCCACCGAUAUUUCGCGAAACUAUUGGUUUUACCGCCUGCUCUUCGCCAUAGUGCGUCCCUUCACCAAGUCCCUGCAACAAGCUGCUGCCACAAGUAUUUACUGCGCCACAGCCAACGAGCUGACAGGCUUGUCCGGACUGUACUUCAACAACUGCUUCUUUUGCGAGCCCAGCAAACUGUCCAAAAGCGCUUCACUGCAGCAACAACUUUGGCAACUCAGUGAGAACUUGAUUUCCGAGCUUCUGGAGGAGGAGCAGCAUUAGCUAUACGGUUGGGUAGAUUUUAAUAUAUUUAUACUUUGUAAAAAUACUUAAUAAAAGUCACAAGUGUCGAAACAGUA